This is a messenger RNA of Protopterus annectens (West African lungfish), 4715 nucleotides long. RefSeq names its product zinc finger protein 320-like. The transcript is spliced from 4 exons. Gene Ontology annotation, biological process: regulation of transcription by RNA polymerase II. Lineage: Eukaryota; Metazoa; Chordata; Ceratodontiformes; Protopteridae. The coding region runs from base 125 to 2257 and encodes 710 amino acids. The record is from RefSeq and is a predicted model, not a curated record. Gene Ontology annotation, molecular function: RNA polymerase II cis-regulatory region sequence-specific DNA binding; DNA-binding transcription factor activity.
UGGUGUUACUUAUUUGAAAGUCAGCGAAGGUAUCUGUUUUUGUGCAGAAGACUGUAGUAACACUUUAACUCCCCGAGUCCCUUAACAGUAAUAUUUGUGGGACUGAAGUCUGAGUUGGAGGACCAUGAAGUUGGAGACACUAGAAAGCUUUGAAGACGUUGCUGUCAGGUUUUCAAGAGAGGAGUGGAAGAUGCUAAGUAAACAACAGAAAGAGCUGCACAAGGAGGUGAUGGUACAGAACUAUGAGACCAUGAUUUCUGUAGGGUAUAAGAUCCCAGCGGAACAUCUUUGGUUACUUAUUAAUAAAGAUGAAACAGUCCAGACUGAUGACAAUGAAAGUGGAACAGUGUUGCAGAAAAGUCAGCUUCUUGACAGCAACGUCACCUUCAGUAGGAAUCCAGAUUUCCCUGAUAUCCAGAGUCUGCAGCCAUCCCACGGGAAACGCCAGGAUUCUGAAUAUGGCAAAGCUCUGUCAAACAAGAUCACAUGGCAACACCUGAUACAGUCUGAAACCAGACAACUUAAAUGUUUGGAAAAUAAUAAAAUGAUUAUCAAGAAAAGUGAACUAGGAAUGUAUCUGGAAACUUGUGCAAGAGAAAGGCAGUGCAAAUGGCUUAAUAAUAACAAUGUGCCACUUCUUGAAAAUAACAGCUCAACUGCACGUGUUACUGACAGUGAGAAAAGGCAAAAGCAUUCCUUGGCAACGGAUGAGAAAAUGUCUACCAGUGAGAAACUUUAUGAAUGUACUACAUGUGGUGUAAGUUUUACAUGUGAAGAAAUAUUAGCACUGCAUAAAAUUAGUCAUAUUGGAUAUAGUCAGAGUGUCCAUAUGGAGCAGAAACGCUAUAAAUGCACAUCGUGUGGUAAGAAGUUUACAGCAACAAGUACGGUGUUACUCCAUCAAUGUAGCCGCACUGGGGAAAAACCAUAUAAAUGCACAUUGUGUGAUAAGAGUUUUAGAGUGAAGCAAAACAUGAUACUGCAUCAGCAUAUCCACACUGGGCAAAAACCAUAUAAAUGCACAUUGUGUGAUAAGAGUUUUACAGGGAAGAAAAACAUGGUACUGCAUCAGCGUAUCCACACUGGGCAAAAACCAUAUAAAUGUACAUUGUGUGAUAAGAAUUUUACAGCGAAGAGUACGGUGUUACUCCAUCAAUAUACCCAUACUGGGCAGAAACCAUACAAAUGUACCACAUGUGACAAGAGUUUUAGACACAAAGCCUCUUUGCUAAAUCACCAGACCAUUCACACUGGGCAGAAACCUUAUAAAUGCAAUAUGUGUGACAAGAGUUUCAGAUGCAGAAGGUAUUGGCGCAUUCAUCAAAGGACCCACAGUGGGCAGAAGCCCUAUAAAUGCAGUGUGUGUGACAAGAGUUUUAGAUGCAAAAGCACUGUCCUAAAUCACCAGAGCAAGCACAGUAGACAGAAGACUUGUGUAAAAUCUUCUAAGGAUGACAGAGAUCCUGACACAUUGCUCGCCUCUGAUCUAAAAGAUCCUACGGUGACAACAGAAGAUGACAGUCCACAAAAAGUAAAAAAAUUGGCAAGGAAGGCAAGAGGCUUGAAAAAAGUGACUUGGACUCACGAGGACAAAAAAGAAAUCAUGUUUUGCUAUUUUUAUGCAACACACCCAGAGUUUCCCAAAAGGGGUUACACUGCAAGAAUAAGGGAAAAAAUAGAAAGUAGAAAAAUUACUGAAGUAGAGAAAAUGUCAAACAUUUCAGACAAAAAUCUAAGAUACAUAAUUCAGCAAAUGAAAGCAAAACAAUGUGUGGACAAGAAACUACUGAGUGAAUUAGAAGAAGAUGCUAAGAUGGAAGUAUUAAGAGAAAGAGAAGAAAGACUGCACAUAUCUGCAACCUUAAAGAGACAGAAAUGGAAUCGAGAGAUGCAGCGAGACCUAAUGUGGUGCAGGUCAUAUGCAGAAAAGAAAUCAAUUCUAACUAAUCGCUCUAAAACAAAAUUAAAAAUAUUUGACAAUAUAUACAGACAAAGACACCCAGACAUGGCAAAUGUUACAAAGAAGACACUAGUAGCACAGAAGUGCUAUAUAUUGAAAACUAAGCAGUUUAAUGAUAUAGAAAAGAGACAAAUUGAAUGUGAAGUGAUAGAUCAUCUAAGAACUGAAGGAUAUGAAUGGGAAUCCCAGACAGAAAUGCUAUCUCAGAAUGGUAAUAUAGUAAAACAAAUACAGGAUGAAGAAGUGACACAGCAGGUAGAACCAUGUGUCUGUAAAGAAAAUGGUUUGUUAAUUUAGUUAACCAUUGAUAGUAAAGAUGUUUCACAGAACAGAAUCUCAGGAAUUUAACCAAUUACUCAAAAAAACAAAACAUCUAUAUGCUGAGUCAGAAACAGCAACAAACACAAACUUAAGAAGAAACACUUGUAUUGUAGUGGUUAUCACAUCUGCUUCACAGGCAGAAGGUCCUGGGUUCGAUCCCCAGUGGAAUCAUUAUGGAGGUAGGGUUGGCAUAAUGGUUAAGGUGUUUACCUCGCAGAGACAACAUAUAGGGUUUGAGUCUCGCCUGUGGGAAAUUAGCUAGUUUUAAAAUGGUCCAGAAGGGGUUAGCUAACCUUGGUACUUUCUUAUGAACCUUAUGACGAAUAAUUUAAGGGAAGAGCCACUGGACAUAAUAGAAAUGGAUAAAUAUAACAAUACAUAUGAGAGAGCGGGGGAUACUAAAAGUGAAUACAACACAAAUCGUUAAAAAAUCCAUGAACCAAAUCAAUACAGUAAUUUAAACUAAAAGGAGAGAUCCACAUGGUAUGACAGAAAUCAACAGAAUACAUUACUGUGUAUUAACAAGAAAACAUGAACUAGUAAAGGAAAAUAAAAGAACAAAUAGGUCGCCACCAUGGAAACGCCAGUUAGAAAGAACUGUUGAAACAGUUAAAAAGAAGUAGCUUAGAAUGUAAAAAGGAAACCGGUGCAAAAAGAUGAGAAAAGUGAAUGAGGUAUAACAAACGCAGAGCAGCAAAACCGAUCAAGAUAUGAGCUGUACCAUUUCUAACAAUACUUUAAAAAAUUUGCAAAGCCAAAAAAAAAAAAUAAAACAAAGGCGUUAAGCACUGGAAAAUAAGUGUGGAGAAAGUCUAUUUAAUGAGGGCUCCUCCUUGUUGGUCAUUAUUCCCUCUGCUGCAUAUAUAUAAGCUGUAUGGCUUGUUUCACUGCCUAGGCGACAACUACCAGACAGCUUCACAAAGCUCCUGCUGCCCCACACCUUCGCUCUGAAUGCUGAUUGGCUAAUCCAGAGGAGGGAAUUCAGCAGUCAGAGUGAAGGUUUUUGUCAGUGUUUUCUUGCUGUCUCAAGGAGAAGCAUCUCUGGAACUUCACAAGAGCAGCAGUCAACGUGGAGGUUUGUUUGUGGCAGUUAAGUCCCCAUUGGGAAUCUCUCCACACAAAAAUUAUUGCCCUUUUAAGAAAAUAAAAUCGAUUUCCUCAAUAUUGGAGUCCCCCAAGUUUCUUUCUUAGGCCCCCUUCUAGUCGAUGUCUUUAAUGACCUCACUUCUGACCUACCACUCUUGCCAUUGGCAUGUAGAUACUGUAUUGUUGAUUGAAUCUAAUAAAGCACAUUCAGUUCUGCAAACAAAUGUACAAAAGUUUCACUAAUUUUGGCCAGUGAUCCCCCUCCAUCAGACUACCAAACCCCCCAAAACGAUUCUCAUGCUUUUUUCUACAACACAGAAAUUAGCAAACAAACACCUCUCAUGAAAGGCGAACAGAGUAAUAUCCCUGAUGUCCCUAAAUAUCAAUACCUGGGUCUCACUCUAAAUAAUUUAAUAUUCGUUACCCAUACUGACAAUAUAACUAUGAUUUUACUCCAACUAAUAUGAGUUAUACGAUUUAUGUUAUGCUUUCUCGUGUUGCUUGCAUGGCUAAAGAAAAAAUGUACUUUCAAAACUAGGAUGUGAUUUCCCAUUUUUAGCUUUUUUACUUCAAAUAAUGCUUGAAGGAUACAAGUGGUUGUAAAUUAAAUCUGUAUCUUCAUCUUAUUGGCCAGUACAUGUACCAUACCAUUGUGAUCUCCUAAAUAACCUCAAAUAGAUUCCUGUUCAAAAGGACAGAUACCCUUCUCUUUGGAACUUUACUAUCUAAAAUAAUAGAGUUGGGUUACUGGCCAUCUCUGAGAAUUGAACUACUUCUUAAAGAGCAAGUCUCUGCUCUCAGAAAAAGUGAAGAUGAUAAUUCAAGCUAGCCUAGACUUAUUUCAAAACACCUAUGGUAAAAAAAAAAUCCUUUUCCAGAACAGGGCCUGUCAUAGGGAGCCAUGAAGUACGAAACCAGCAAACCUUUAGAAACGUAACACUGACAGAACACUUGCACAAAGAAGCCAGGUGCACAGGUUUUAGUGAUAAUAAUUUAACAUACAGACUUCAUAAACCAAUAAAUAUUACUACAUUUCAUUUUGAUAUUUGCAUACAAAUUUAAAUGUACACAUUUGUUGUAUGAAUUGUAAGUACAUAUAGUUUUAUUUUUAAUAUUGCUUGCAAUCAACAUAUUCUACAUAUGUAUGUAUGUAUAUAAAGUGUACCUUCUCUUACAGUACUCAUCUAUUUUCUGCAUGCCAUGUGUUCUGUCUAUGUUUUUGUUUCUUUGUAAUUUGUGUUCUUGCUUUUGAGUAUGUAUGCGUGUUCUUUGAGUUCGUGUUGUGGCUGAAAAGGGUCAACAGACUAGCUUGUCUGUUUGGUAAAGCAAAUAAAUUCCCUGUGGUGUA